Zychaea mexicana is the source of this 1387-nucleotide messenger RNA. Its product is annotated as kinase-like domain-containing protein. The coding region runs from base 205 to 1269 and encodes 354 amino acids. Lineage: Eukaryota; Fungi; Mucoromycota; Mucoromycetes; Mucorales; Lichtheimiaceae. Gene Ontology annotation, biological process: endocytosis; signal transduction; peptidyl-serine phosphorylation. The transcript is spliced from 7 exons. Gene Ontology annotation, molecular function: protein serine/threonine kinase activity; ATP binding. The record is from RefSeq and is a predicted model, not a curated record. Gene Ontology annotation, cellular component: cytoplasm; nucleus.
CGUACGUAUAGUAAAACAUCUAACAUUAAAAAAAAGAGCCUGAUCAUUUUUUCUUUUAGUCUUGGGGUCCUCCCUGGAUUUUUCGCUUUCUUCUCUCUCUCUCUCUCUGUGAUUUUCCUACUCUCUACGACUGUAUCCAAGGGCAUACCACUUUCUCCUUCGUCUCUGUUGUCCCGUCAUAGUAUAUAGCAUACACACAUCCACAUGGGUAAUAGCCACAGCCACAACCACAGCAACACGAAAAACACGAGGGAACCCCGUCGUCACUCUUUCCACUUUGACAUGCACAUUCACCACGCACCAAAGCAACCCCAACCUAUUCCGGACAGCGUUGAUGGCGAUCAUUUCAAAGUCGGCUCUCGACUCGGUGCUGGCAGCUUUGGUGUUAUCCAUGAAGGAGUCAAUACCGAAAACGAUCAGCUCAUUGCCAUCAAGUUUGAGUCAGAUCAUGCGCGAAUGCCACAACUGCGCGAAGAACAUCGUAUCUAUGAAAUGUUGGCAGGAGCACCUGGGUUUCCUGCGUCGUACUAUUUUGGACAUGAGAAUGGUUACAAUAUCCUAGUGAUGGAUGUGUUGGGCCCCAAUCUGGAUGACUUAUUCAGGAUGUGUGAUAAACAGUUUUCACCAAAAACUGUCUGCAUGAUUGCUAAAACUAUGCUUCAUUUAUUACAAACGGUGCAUGACCUUGGCCUGAUCUAUCGCGACGUCAAGCCAGACAAUUUUUUAAUUGGUCGUGCCGGAUGUAACAAUCCCAAGCAAAUUUACAUGAUUGACUUCGGCAUGAGCAAACCUUACCGAGAUCCUCAGACCGGGUGUCAUAUCCCAUUCCGGGAGCGCGGUUGUAUAUCGGGUACCGCAAGAUACAUGAGUCUACACGCACAUGCUGGCGGAGAGCAAUCACGCCGAGAUGAUCUAGAAUCCAUGGGCUAUGUGUUACUCUAUUUAUUACGUGGCUCGUUGCCUUGGCAAGGCGUCAAAGCAUCGUCUGAAGAGAAGAAAUAUGAAAAGAUUGAAGAAAUCAAACAUCAUACACCAAUUGCUCAGCUGUGUGCCAAUCAUCCAGUGGAGUUUAGUAUAUUCCUGCACUAUGUUCGAAAAUUAAAGUUUGAUGAAGCACCAGAUUACGACUUUUGCGAAAGCUUAUUUGACAAGGCGCUGAAACGGAUAGGUGCUACUGAUGAUGGCAUCUACGACUGGACGUUACUGAAUGACGGGAAAGGCUGGGAGUCGUGUGAACCGAAACCGGAGCCGCUGAUGCUAACUUAUUAAAGGAGAACAAAUACCAAUCAUACCACUUUGCACUACCAUCCCCCAAAUGUAUAAUUUUAACAACUCAAUUCAACACAUAUGACAUACCACGCACUACAUUUUAACAUAGUUUGUUCUA